Molecule: messenger RNA, 1231 nt
Organism: Phyllopteryx taeniolatus (common seadragon)
Lineage: Eukaryota; Metazoa; Chordata; Actinopteri; Syngnathiformes; Syngnathidae
Gene: marc1
Product: mitochondrial amidoxime reducing component 1
Exons: 8
Coding region: 43-1083 (346 amino acids)
Biological process (GO): nitrate metabolic process
Cellular component (GO): mitochondrial inner membrane
Molecular function (GO): molybdopterin cofactor binding; molybdenum ion binding; pyridoxal phosphate binding
Source: RefSeq, a predicted model, not a curated record
CGUAACACCUUUAGUUUCCGCGCGGAAGUCCGAAGUUCCAAGAUGGAGCCGAAUGAGGCCGUGAAGGCAGCGUUGUCCCACAAAAACAAGUUCAAACUUCUGCUGGUCGGCGGGGCAGCCGCCGUCGCCGCCGCGGUGGUGGCUCUUGGUGUCGGAUACAAAUACUGGCGGAAGCCGGAGACGCGUGUGCGUGUGGGAGUCGUGUCGCAGCUCCUCGUCCACCCGCUCAAGUCCGGCAAGGCGGUGUCGGUGCCGCUCGCCGAGUGCCUCACGAAGGGCCUCAAGUGCGGGCAGAUGCAGGACCGUCACUGGUUGGUGGUGACGGAGGACGGCCACAUGGUGACCGGUCGGCAGGAGCCUCGUCUGGUCCUGGUGUCAUUGACGUGCGAGGGAGGUCAAGCGUGCCUGAACGGGCCCGACAUGACCGAGAUGCGUUUCCCCAUCAGGCAGCCCGACAACGCCGUCAUGGACUGCAGAGUGUUUGGCGCUGACAUUCAAGGGCGGGACUGCGGCGACGAAGCGUCCCGUUGGUUGGUCCGCUAUCUGAAGGGGGAGAAGACCUUUCGCCUGGUGCACUUUGAACCUCACAUGAGGGCCAGGAGGGCGGUGGACGCAGAACCUCUCUUCUCUCCGAACGAGGAGGUGGUGUACCCCGACUGUGGUCCGGUCAUGCUGCUGUCCGAGGCGUCCGUCAAGCACCUGAGCGGCAAGCUGGACAAGGACUUGACUGUGGAGCGAUUCCGGCCCAACAUCGUCAUCGGCGACUGCGAGGCGUAUGACGAAGAUUCAUGGGAAGAGAUUCAGAUUGGCAGCGUACGUCUGCGGCGAGUGAUGUCAUGUGGGAGGUGCAUUUUCACCACGGUGGACCCCGAAACUGGAAUCAUCAACAGGAAAGAGCCUCUUGAAACACUGAAGAGCUCUUAUAUAGCACAUCUUGAGACCGAAGAAACUGUCCACUACCGGCUGUGCAAACCCGACGAGAAGCACAUCUACAAGUCGGCGCCGCUGUUUGGACAGCUGCUAAGCGUGGAAAAGACGGGCGUGAUGCAGGUGGGCGAUGACGUCUUCAAGAUCAGCCGCUGAUGGAAAAAGCACUUAAGUAAUCACGGAAGAGCACUAAAUAUAUAUAUUUUUUAAAUCACAAGAUUAUACAUUACUGUGACUACUUCAUGAAAUAUGUCUAUUAAAGUUAAAUUGUUUAAUAUAGAGGAAAAUAAACACAUUUGCAAUA